AUAGUUUCGUGUAUACACUGUCAGAGCGAGAACGAGAAGCAACUUCGUGACGACGGUUACAGCCUCAGAGACGUCUUCGUCGUUGACAUGGACAAGCUCUCGAAACCGCAGAUAGUCUGUCACAUCGAAAACUCGUUGGACUAUUCGCUGUUUGACGUCAAGUGGAUACCAUGCAGCGCAAAAUUUGUAGUGAUGGGCGCACGGCCUAAAGGUACCGGCAUCAUACAGAUAUACGAGAUAUGCACCGGCAAGUUAAAAUUAAUCAAGGACAUCGAGAGGUCCAAUCAGAUGAAAUGCGGCACAUUCAAAGCUUCCAAUCUUGGAAACAGAUACUUAGCUACCGGUGAUUUCAACGGUAAAUUAAAUAUCUACAAUCUGGAGGAUCCCUCAAUUCCAGUUUACAGCGCUAAUGCUCAUAAGCAGAUUAUAAACGCUAUUGAUGGAGUAGCUGGCACUACCGUAGGAUGUGGCGCACCUGAAAUAGUAACAGGAUCCAGAGACGGUAGUGUAAAAGUAUGGGAUCCCAGGCAGAAGGAUCGACCGGUCGCUAUCAUGGAACCCAAAGAAGGCGAAGACCGACGGGACUGCUGGUCAGUCGCGUUCGGCAAUUCCUAUAAUUCCGAGGAGAGGGUGGUAGCAGCAGGAUACGACAAUGGUGACGUGAAAAUGUUUGACUUGAAGACAAUGUCGUUGAGAUGGGAGAGCAAUCUGAAAAACGGAGUCUGCGGUCUCGAGUUCGACAGAAGCGACAUUCUCAUGAACAAGCUGGUCGCCACUACGCUUGAAUCCAAAUUUUACCUGUUCGAUCUAAGAACGCAGCAUCCUGAGAAGGGCUUCGCAUAUCUUGUCAAGAAGGCUCACAAAUCAACGAUAUGGCAGGUCAAGCAUUCGCCACAGAAUCGCGAAUUAUUCAUCACCUGUGGCGGCAGCGGAACAGUCUGCCUUUGGAAAUAUAAUUAUCCAGAGAAAAGGAAAACGGUCGAUGCCGACGGAAUCGAGCAAGGGGUCGUCGGUGACGUCAGCCUGUUGCAAAAUUGCACACUUUCGUCGCAACCCAUUAAUUCGCUGGAUUGGUGCCCAGACAAGCAAGGCCUCGCUGUUUGCUCUUCGUUUGAUCAAUGCUUGCGAAUUCUCAUCGCUACGAAAAUGAACACGUAUUGAUCAAAUAUUACAUAGGACAAAUGUGUAAAUAUCUCGUAUAUUCGUAUAGAAAAAAUGUUCAAUUCGCUUUAA
This is a messenger RNA of Dinoponera quadriceps, 1233 nucleotides long. RefSeq names its product WD repeat-containing protein 92 (gene Wdr92). The transcript is spliced from 4 exons. The record is from RefSeq and is a predicted model, not a curated record. Gene Ontology annotation, molecular function: ubiquitin binding. Bases 88 to 1161 code for a protein of 357 amino acids. NCBI's taxonomy places the organism in Eukaryota, Metazoa, Arthropoda, Insecta, Hymenoptera, Formicidae.